Molecule: messenger RNA, 2740 nt
Organism: Quercus robur (English oak)
Lineage: Eukaryota; Viridiplantae; Streptophyta; Magnoliopsida; Fagales; Fagaceae
Product: mannosylglycoprotein endo-beta-mannosidase-like
Exons: 8
Coding region: 135-581 (148 amino acids)
Molecular function (GO): hydrolase activity, hydrolyzing O-glycosyl compounds
Source: RefSeq, a predicted model, not a curated record
ACACCGACAAAGAAGAGAAUCAAUCACACACUGACUCUCUCUUUCUCACUCUCACUUCUGAGCGAGUCAUGACUCGGUCGGCUUAAAUGGCGAGUACAGGGAAGACUCGGUUCGACUCGGGCUGAUUCGCGGCGAUGUCCACGGAGGUUAGCCCUUUGGUUAAACGCCGUCGUUCCCGGAACAUUGGAAAAGAUGUUGCCACACAAUACAUUCUGGGUUGGGAUUGGCUGGCUCCUAUAAGGGAUAGGAACACUGGCAUAUGGGAUGAGGUGUCUGUAUCAAUAACUGGGCAAGUGAAAAUAAUUGAUCCCCACUUGGUUUCAUCGUUUUUUGACGAUUACAAGAGGGUGUAUUUGCAUGCUACAACAGAGUUAGAAAAUAGAAGUGCCUGGGUUGUUGAGUGUUCUUUGAAUAUCCAAGUAACAAUAGGAGUUGAGGGAAACAUUUGUUUAGUACAGCAUCUUCAAACUCAAAACUUGUCAUUCCCUGCUGGAUCACAUAUGCAAUAUACAUUUCCUGAGCUUUACUUCUACAAUCCUGACUUAUGGUGGCCGAAUGGUUUGGGAAAACACUCCUUGUAAAAUGUUCAUAUUACUGUUGAUGUAAAGGGAUAUGGAGAAUAUGAUGCUUGGAGCCAUCUAUUUGGCUUCCAAAAAAUUGAGAGCCAUAUUGAUAGUGCCACGGGUGGAAGGUGUGGCAAGAGUUUUGGAGUACUGAAGACAUUGAAAUGGUGACCCGUUAUCAAAUCUGAAUGGUCCCCUGGAUCAUGAUCUUCUCUUGCUAUGUGCAAGAGACACUGUCAAGCUUCCAAGGAACCAUCCAAGUCUUGCUCUUUGGGUAGGUGAAAAUGAGCAAGUUCCACCAGAUGACAUCAACAGAGCUUUGAAAAAUGACUUGGGACUCCAUCCUUAUUUCGAAAACUCCAAUGAAAUCAGUAAAUCUUUGAAGCUUUAUCUGCAGUGUCAAAAGAUCCUAGCCAAUAUUUUGAUGGUACACGUGUUUACAUCCAAGGAUCCUUGUGGGAUGGAUUUGCAAAUGUAAGGGGGCUUCAAUGAUGGCCCUUAUGAAAUCCGAAAUCCUGAAGCAUUUUUUAAGAAUGAUUUUUACAGCCAUGGAUUCAAUGCUGAGGUUGGUUCUGUCGGGAUGGCUGUUGCAGAUACUAUCAGAGCAACAAUGUCUCAAGAAGGCUGGCAGAUUCCGUUGUUUAAGCAACUUCCUAGUGGGUACACGGAAGAAGUUCCAAACCCCAUAUGGGAAUAACAUAAAUAUAUUCCCUAUUCAAAGCCAAAAAAAUGUGUUGAUCAGAUUGAACUUUAUAGAACCCCAAAGGAUCUUGAUGAUUUUUGUUUAGAGAGCUCUAUUGGAGGGCUGGACUUCCCAUAAAUACACUAGUCCUGAUUUGGAAGGCACAGAACCUUGGACUGGUCUUAGUGAUCAGUUAAAUGAUCAUCUCCUACACCAAUUGGCAGGUUUCUAUGGCUGUCGCUGUGCUGUAGAACCAUUCCAUGUCCUGCUGAAUCUGGCUACAUAUUUUAUAGAGGGGGUGGCUGAAGUGCUUAAAUUUGUGUUUCUUAAACCAAAUAAUAUUUCAAAAGGGAGCACAUAUGAAACUAAUGCAUUUUACUCAAAGUCAUUCUUCGUACUUGAUGCUAUUUAAAAUGAUACCAUGCAUCUAGAGACUUCGCAAUUGUUUUCUGAUCCUGCCAUCAGCAAGUUGUCAAUACUACGUCUAAGGAAUUGUCUAACAUAGCUAUUGAAGUUUGAGUCUGGGAUCUAGAAGGUACAUUUCCGUACUACAAAGUUUUUGAAAAUCUCUCUGCUCCGGCCAAAUAACAGUACCCAUAGUUGAGAUGAAGUAUCCAAAGUCUAACAACCCAAAGCUGGUCUACUUCCUUCUCCUCAAACUCUACCACACAUCAGACUGGUAUUUUAUCUAGGAACUUUUACUGGUUGCAUCUAUUUGGUGGAGAUUACAAGCCGCUGGAGCCAUACGGAAUGAAAAAAAUAACCCUCAAGAUUACAUCCAAGGUUUUCAUCAAAGGGUUCACUUAUAAAAUUGAAAUGCAUGUUGAAAAUGUGGCCAAGAAAGCUUACUCUAACAGAUUAACCUAUAUGAACAAAUAAUGUUAGAACUUUUUAUUACGUUAUUCCCAUUAAGAUCACUUUUAAGGUUAGACUAAGCUCCAUUCAAGGAGAGUAUGAAAGAAAAAUGGACUUUAUAUCAAGGAUCAACCGUUCGAAUUCUUCCUGUUCAUUACUCAGACAACUAUUUCUUGUGUGUGUCCAGCAAGGUUAUUCCCAUUAAGAUCACUUUUAAGGUCCCUCUAGGUGUCAUGCUUUGAGUUUCACUUCAUGGCUGGAAUGACCAUGACUGUCCAUUGAGCUGGGUAAAGAAUACUCUUUUAAUGUUUGUUUGCAACCUUGUGGAAGUAUAAAAUCUAUUGAGGUCAAGUUUUACAGAGGAAAUCAUUAUCACAAGUUUCCGGAAUGCUGAAAAUUAAUUUCCAACUCUUACAUACUUAAUUGUCCUUUUUUGCACUGAGAAACAUUUUUUACUUAAAGUUUCACCAGUAAUACUAGAAAUGAAGCAGCUAAAUAAAUUGAGAGAACCUUCUUUAUUUUUGCCAAUGUUAUUUAGUUCUUCUUAUGUGAAAUACCUUCAAAAUUUUAAUAUAUGGUGUUGACUCCAUGUGUAAAUAAUUUGCAGAUAUGGACCUUUUUAACACUUGCUUGCUUUUUA